Molecule: messenger RNA, 989 nt
Organism: Drosophila guanche
Lineage: Eukaryota; Metazoa; Arthropoda; Insecta; Diptera; Drosophilidae
Gene: Jhbp11
Exons: 5
Coding region: 69-896 (275 amino acids)
Source: RefSeq, a predicted model, not a curated record
GCGACUAACUCGAUUAGGCGGUGACUUUAACUGUGAUAUUACUCUGUGACAGUGACAACUUUUUCCCAAUGCACAUAAUUGGGUUACUGGUGUGCGCGGGCAUGCUCCAGUUGCUGCUGCUCGGCGGCAGUCACUGCGCUGCGUUCUACACAGAAAAGCCCUCGUACAUCGAGUCGUGUCGCAUCUAUGAGCCCGCGUUCACCAACUGCUCAACCCGUUCGAUUCAGCGAUUCAUGAAUCAGGUAAUCAAAGGCAUACCCGAGAUUGAAGAAUCCUUUGGACCCAUUGAUCCCAUGAAGCAGGAUCAGCUGGUUUUUCAGCAGGACAAUAGCGAUGUGGCCACCAUUUCAGCUAAUCUUACGGAUAUGCUGAUACGCGGCUUUGGCAAAAUGGUGAUCAAGGAGAGCAGGGUCAGCAAAACGGACUUUAGCUGGCUGACAAAAAUCUACUUGCCAACAAUGCGCUUGGACUGCAAAUACCAAAUGAUUGGACGCAUUCUGCUGGUGCCCCUGCGCGGUGGUGGCGACAUGUUCCUAGAAAUUGAUGACCUCAACAUAUUGAUGAGCACCAAGACAUCUCUGUACGAAAAAGGCGGCUACACUUUCUACAACAUAACAUCAACGCGUGUGAAGCUGGAUGUGGGCAAGGUGAAGACCCACAUGGAAGACCUCUUCAAUGGCCACAGCAAGGAGGUGGAACGCGGCGCCAAUCAGUUCUUCAACGACAAUUGGCGGGAUCUGUUUGAGGCACUGCGUCCCCUGGUGGACGAGACUGUGGAGCGGACGAUGCUGAAGCUGCUGCAGAAUAUGUUCAGUCUGAUACCCGCCAACUUCUUCGUCGAGGACAUACCCAACUCGCUUAACCUUUAUGGCAGAAAGACACAGUUGAUCGCGUAGGAAGAGUAUUUGUUUUAAUGUACAUCCUGCCGUGGAUGGAGUGUUACGUCUAAUUGUUAGUGUAAGAUAAUAAAUGCUAAACUUAAAUGGUAA